ACUAAAACGGCCUCACAAGAUUGGUGCAAUUUUGGCCCCAAUUUCUUUUUUCUCUGCACUAAAUUUCCUGUCUUCUUCCCAAACUCAACACAUUAACACAAUCUGUCAAUCUAUCUUCUUUUUGAAUAUCCAAAAAUUCCAUUUAUUUUCUUUCUAUUUCUAAAGGCGAUUAUAACGAGAAUUCGUCACUCUAAUAAGUAAGAAAAAAAUGUGGGAAUUAAAAUGCAUAACCCCAACUUCAACUCCCACUACUUUCACUUUCUCUCAACCCCAAACACGCUACUCUCUCACUCCUCAACCCCGCCGUUUUCCUUCUCUUUCUGUUAAUUGUCGUGCUACUAUUGAUCAGAAACCCCUCAUGUCUGAUGACAAAAUGCUUGUUUUUGUACCGCCGCAUCCAUUGAUUAAACAUUGGGUUUCUGUUCUUAGGAAUGAGCAGACUCCAUGCGCUGUUUUCAAGAAUGCAAUGGGUGAGUUGGGGAGGCUACUAAUGUAUGAAGCUUCAAGGGAUUGGUUGCCUAUUAUUGCUGGGGAAAUUCAAACACCUAUUGCUGUCGCCAAAGUUGAAUUUAUUGAUCCAAGGGAGCCUGUGGCGGUUAUUCCUAUUUUAAGAGCUGGUCUUGCACUUGCAGAGCAUGCAGCCACUAUUCUACCCUCAAUGGCAACCUAUCAUGUAGGGGUCAGCAGAGAUGAGGAGACACUUCAGCCAACUGUCUAUUUGAACAAGUUGCCAGAAAAGUUCCCUGAAGGAGCUCGAAUACUUGUUGUGGACCCAAUGUUGGCAACAGGUGGAACAAUAGUUAAAGCAAUUGACCUGUUAAAAGAACGUGGAGUUGGAAACAAACAAAUUAAAGUGAUUUCAGCCGUCGCUGCUCCUCCAGCACUCACAAAGCUCAGCGAAAAGUUUCCAGGGAUUCAUGUAUACACUGGAAUCAUUGAUGAAGUUGUUAAUGAAAAGGGGUUCAUUAUUCCUGGCCUUGGUGAUGCUGGAGAUCGUAGCUUUGGCACAUGAGGUGACUGGAGUUAAAUUUUCAUGCAUCAUAUUAAAAGUUUUGACAUCUUGGGUUCAUGUGAUGCCCAGAUUUGACUGAAUGUUAUCGAAGGUGGUACAUGCUAGAUCAACGGCUUUUGUUAAUUUUUUUUUCGCGAGCCACAUAUGAAAAUUAUGUCUUUGUAUGAACUGUUGAGCCUUUUUAUUAGACUAAUCAUUUUCAAUUGUAAAACUCUCAUUAAUGUACUCCGUUCCUUUUUGAUGUUUAAUCGACUUUUAUUGAUUU
Chenopodium quinoa (quinoa) is the source of this 1277-nucleotide messenger RNA. RefSeq names its product uracil phosphoribosyltransferase-like. Gene Ontology annotation, molecular function: uracil phosphoribosyltransferase activity. Lineage: Eukaryota; Viridiplantae; Streptophyta; Magnoliopsida; Caryophyllales; Amaranthaceae. Bases 209 to 1012 code for a protein of 267 amino acids. The transcript has 11 exons. Gene Ontology annotation, biological process: uracil salvage. The record is from RefSeq and is a predicted model, not a curated record.